This is a messenger RNA of Fusarium musae, 570 nucleotides long. Its product is annotated as Saccharopine dehydrogenase. The transcript is spliced from 3 exons. Gene Ontology annotation, molecular function: homocitrate synthase activity. Bases 1 to 570 code for a protein of 189 amino acids. NCBI's taxonomy places the organism in Eukaryota, Fungi, Ascomycota, Sordariomycetes, Hypocreales, Nectriaceae. Gene Ontology annotation, cellular component: mitochondrion. The record is from RefSeq and is a predicted model, not a curated record.
AUGUCUAUUACCAGCAAUAACGCGACCAAUCCCUAUUCGAGCGUCAACGACCUCCUCAGCAAUGUCCGCAACUUCAAGAUCAUCGAGUCAACCCUGAGAGAGGGUGAACAAUUCGCCAAUUCGUACUUCUCAACCGAGACCAAGAUCAAGAUCGCCAAGAUGCUCGAUGAGUUCGGUGUCGACUAUAUAGAGCUCACGAACCCAGCUGCUAGCCCACAAUCUCGGGACGACUGCGCAGCUAUCUGCAAGCUCGGCCUCAAGGCAAAAAUUCUAACACACACAAGAUGUACCAUGGAAGAUGCUAAGCUUGCGUGUGACUGUGGAGUUGACGGCGUUGAUGUUGUUAUUGAAUUCCUUCGAGAGCAUUCACUGGGCGGCAAGAACAUGGCCGCUAUCACCAAACAGGCCAUUGAGGUCAUUGAGUAUAUCAAGAGGUCCGAGGAUGCGAAGUUCGUUUCUCAAGUGAAGAUUCUUUCCGGUAAGCUCCGCCUGCGUCUCACUACGCCCACUCCUCUCGUCGACCAGUCGAUAUCCCUUUCCCGAAAAGGCCCUGGCUUUGGGGAGUCAUGA